Chlamydomonas reinhardtii is the source of this 1529-nucleotide messenger RNA. RefSeq lists its product as uncharacterized. Gene Ontology annotation, molecular function: oxidative phosphorylation uncoupler activity. The transcript has 11 exons. Gene Ontology annotation, biological process: mitochondrial transmembrane transport; mitochondrial transport. The record is from RefSeq and is a predicted model, not a curated record. Gene Ontology annotation, cellular component: mitochondrial membrane. NCBI's taxonomy places the organism in Eukaryota, Viridiplantae, Chlorophyta, Chlorophyceae, Chlamydomonadales, Chlamydomonadaceae. Bases 36 to 932 code for a protein of 298 amino acids.
GUAUUGUGCAUUACGUAGCAACAAAAUAGUGAAAGAUGGUGGCGUCGUCGUCCUCAUCCCAGCCUUUGAGCUUCCCUCGCACCUUUCUAGCGAGCGCAAUAGCGGCAUGCACUGCCGAGGCGCUUACCCUGCCGCUGGACACGGCCAAGGUGCGCCUGCAGCUGCAGGCCGGGGGCAACAAGUACAAGGGUAUGCUUGGCACGGUUGCGACGAUCGCCCGCGAGGAGGGUCCUGCAUCUCUGUGGAAGGGCAUUGAGCCCGGCCUGCAUCGGCAAUGUUUGUUCGGCGGUCUGCGCAUCGGCCUUUACGAGCCGGUUCGCAACCUGUACGUGGGCAAGGACUUCAAGGGCGACCCGCCCCUGCACCUCAAGAUCGCGGCGGGCCUCACCACCGGCGCCCUGGGCAUCAGCGUUGCCAGUCCCACCGACCUGGUGAAGGUACGCAUGCAAUCGGAGGGCAAGCUGGCUCCCGGUGUGGCCAAGAAGUACCCCAGCGCCAUCGCCGCCUACGGCAUCAUCGCGCGGGAGGAGGGCAUCCUGGGCCUGUGGAAGGGUCUGGGCCCCAACAUCGCGCGUAACGCCAUCAUCAACGCGGCCGAGCUGGCCAGCUACGACCAGAUCAAGCAGUCGCUACUGGGCAUUGGCAUGAAGGACAACGUGGGCACGCACCUGGCGGCGGGCUUGGGCGCCGGCUUCGUCGCGGUAUGCAUUGGCUCGCCCGUGGAUGUGGUCAAGUCGCGCGUCAUGGGCGACCGGGAGGGCAAGUUCAAGGGCGUACUUGACUGCUUCGUCAAGACCGCGCGCAACGAGGGCCCGCUGGCCUUCUAUAAGGGCUUCAUUCCCAACUUCGGCCGCCUGGGUUCGUGGAACGUGGCCAUGUUCCUCACGCUUGAGCAGGUCAAGAAGCUGCUCACGCCCGCGCCCAGCCACUAAGCAAAGCAUGGCAGACCACUGCUGGUGCGGUGUACCGAGGAGUUCGAUGGGGGCUUAUUGAUAGAUGCGCAAGGUUAUGGCCCGUGUGCAAAAGGGCAGUUCCUGGGUGAGCCUCUGUCAAACGGCGCUGCAUGACGCUGCAUUGUUUGACGUGGACAGACUCACCAGAAGGCUCAGCAAUGGUUCCGGCGGCUUGAAACUUGGGCUUGGUUACAUGUUACCGGGGGAUCCUGGACGACUGCGUAUCCCCGUGCAUUCAUGGUCAUCGUGGGGACAGAUAGGCCGUGUGCGGUCCGGUCCGGUCCAGGGGACGUCUGGCCCGGUGCUGGAAGUGCCUUUGUGUUUGUUAUCUGAGUUGUAAAACUCUCCUUGUUUGUAUUGUUUUCGAGUGAUUGGGGCUGAAGCCGAUUGGUCGCAAGUGUAUGCGGCACACCGACGCUGCCGGGCGGCCUGGCCUUGCAAGGAAAGGUGGCGAAUCUGCGAGCUGGAUUGGCUGGGUGGCUGACUAUCAUGGACUGGGUGGACGGGUGCGAUGCGCGAAACGGGCAGCAGCCAUAUGGACAUGGUGGGUGCUGUGAACUGUAAUCCAUACUUGAA